This is a messenger RNA of Uranotaenia lowii, 1495 nucleotides long. Its product is annotated as U6 small nuclear RNA (adenine-(43)-N(6))-methyltransferase. The coding region runs from base 77 to 1495 and encodes 472 amino acids. The record is from RefSeq and is a predicted model, not a curated record. Gene Ontology annotation, cellular component: nucleus. The transcript has 2 exons. NCBI's taxonomy places the organism in Eukaryota, Metazoa, Arthropoda, Insecta, Diptera, Culicidae. Gene Ontology annotation, biological process: rRNA base methylation. Gene Ontology annotation, molecular function: 23S rRNA (adenine(1618)-N(6))-methyltransferase activity.
CAUCUGCAGCGUGCAGGAUAGUUGCGUUCUGUGCAUGGUGUUCGUUGGUUAAUUAUAUACUAAAUUGUAAUACAAAAUGUCCAUGAACAAGUUCAUGCAUCCUCGAAAUAUUUAUCGACAGAAACCAGAUUAUCUUAAAUUGGUUACGAAAUUUCCUGAAUUGAAAGAGUUUACCUCAGUGGAUUUGAACGGACGGCUGACGCUGGACUUCAAAAACCGUAAUGCCCUUCAAAUGUUAACCAGAUGUUUGUUGAAGCAAGAUUUCAGUUUAGAAAUAGAUCUUCCACCCGACAAGUUAGUCCCAACCUUACCAUUGCGGCUGAAUUACAUACACUGGUUGGAGGAUUUAGAACUAGCAUUUGGAUGGAAUGACAGACCAGAGACGAGAGUGUUGGAUAUUGGUUGUGGAGCAUCCUGCAUCUAUGCCUUGUUGGGAGUAAUGAACUCCAAGAAACGUUGGAAAAUGGUUGGUCUCGAGAAAGCUACUGAUAGUGUGAUCUGUGCUAGAGAAAACGUUAACCGUAACAAAUUGAGUGAUUGGAUUGAGGUGAUCGAACAAAAAAAAGAAGAGUUCAGCAUUUUGAAGGGAUUUUUGAGCAUUAGACCUGAGGAAAGGUUUGACUUUUGCAUGUGCAACCCACCGUUCUUCGAAGAUGAUUCCUGUGGGACAAUUAACCGAACCGAUAGAAGACCGGAACCGUCCAAUGCUUUUACCGGUGUGGAUGACGAGUUGCGAACCGAAGGGGGAGAGCUGCGGUUUAUUGAAAAAAUUAUUGAUGAAAGUUUAUACUUGAAAGAUAAGAUAGCGGUGUUCACAACAAUGAUAGGUCAUAAGAAAAAUUUCGUCGCAGUAUUGCGAAUUCUUAAGCAACGACAAAUUUACAAUCUUACAUCUACACGAUUCUGUCAAGGAAAUACUACCAGAUGGGGAGUUGCAUGGAGCUUUUCCAGUGCAGCAAUCUUAUCUAAAGUUCCUGAUUUCUUUGAGCAGAGCAGUGCGAAAGGAAAAUCGCUAGGACAACCUUUAGAAGCUCUUAUUUUUUCGGAAAAAGAUGUAACAUCUUUGGAGGACGCUAGAGCUAAACUGCUUAUCAUUCUAUCUCAACUGGAGCUGGACUUAAAACCAUUGGAGCAGACUUCGUCUUCUUUUAUAUGGGAAGUGUUAGCACACGAAAAUACCUGGUCUUAUCAGCGACGAAAACGACGGGAAGCAAAAAGAAAGCUUAGUCCUGGUACUGAGAACCAACGUAAUAAGCAAUUAGAUGUCAUUCGGUUGAGCGAAGUAUUGGAAGUGUCCGAAGCUAAUAGUAAUCAGAACUCCCCUCAGAAGCGUAGAGUGGAACCUAUCCUUAAAGCUGUGUUAUGUUUAAAACUAAAGCAAACAGAACCGAAAGGUUUUUAUUUAGCAUUAAGCUUUCUCAGUGGCCUUGCGGGGAAGGACUCCCUUAACCAGAUCCUGCAAUAUGUUAAAAACGCCAAAAAUUUGUUCAUGUAA